CAAGAAUACACGUGUUUUGUAUGCGAUGUUUGACUUGUAAGGAUGUUUAAUUAGAGAAGAGAUAUACUUUCAAACAAAAUGGGAAUAACAAAACAAGAAAUACAUCGACCUGGUACAUUUAAACAAAUUAACAAACCGCAUAAAACAGGUAGACAUCGUAGUAAAGGUUCAAUAAGUAACGAUGCUAAAGGGAAAGUUGGAGUAAAGGUUUUAUCAAAACGUAUUGCUAAAAAUCUUGGGAAGAAUGCCCGAAGGCUUCAAUCUUCCCAAAUUAGAAAGAAGAAGAGAGAGGAAGUAUUACAGCAAAAAAGAAAUUUGGGAGGAUCUGAGUCUGCACCCAUUCUUGUGUGUAUUAUUCCAUUGCAGGAAGAUUUAAAUAUUGAUAGUAUCUUAUCAAUAAUAACAAAAGCAGAUGAUUCUGCACAUAUAGUUAACAGCCCAUGUGGUACGAUACAUUUGAGUAUACCUAGAUUCAAACAACGGUUUUCAAUUGUUAUUCCACCAGUUGGUAAUUUAUUUGCUACAUUGGAUAUAGCAAAAAUUGCUACAACCAUUCUUUUUGUUGCAUCUGCAACAAAUCAGUCUGAUAGCAGUCCUAGAGUUGAAGUAUUUGAUGAUUGGGGAAAAGAAAUUAUUAUGCCUUGUGUUGCUCAAGGUUUAACUACUCCUGUAGUAGCACUUACAAAUAUUGAAAGUCUUCCAAUAAAGAAACGUCAAGAUUUUAAAAAUCACGUACAAUCUGAAAUUUCUAAAUGGCUUCCAGAAGAGAAAAUUUCUCAAUUAGAUACUCCUACUGAUGCUUUUAAUGUUUUACGACGUGUUGGUACUCAGAAACAAAGAUCUGUAUCUUAUAGGAACAAAAGAGCUCAUUUGUUAGCAGAAGAAAUAAAAUUUAAAUGUAAUGAAAAUUCCACAGAUGUUGGAACUCUUAUGAUCUCGGGAUAUCUUAGAAAUGUUCCAUUAUCAGUUAAUGGUUUGAUACACAUACCUGGAUUUGGAGAUUUCCAAAUGUCUCAAAUUGAUGCUCCUGAAGAUCCAUAUCCAAUGGAGAAAAAAUUAAGAAAACAUAACACGAUGGAUGAACCGUCCGUUCGAGUUCUCGAACGCGCAAAUCCAAAGAAACAAGAAUCUCUCGAAAGUGAAAAUAUACCUGAUCCUAUGGAUACUGAGCAAACUUGGCCUACGGAAGAAGAGUUAGCUCAAGCCAAGACCGAAAGACGAAAAAUUGUAAAGAGAGUUCCAAAAGGAACUUCUGAAUACCAAGCAGCCUGGAUUCCUGAUGAGGAUGCAGAAGAAUUAAGCGAAUGCUCGGACGAUGAGUCAGAAGACAAAAUGUCUGUCGAUGAAGCAAAAUCUCAAAUAGAUAGCGAAGUAGAGGCAGAAGAAGAUGAGGAAGAAUAUGAGACAAUCACUGUGUCUGAAGUUCCUGAUGAACGAUACGAUCAAAAUAUCGAUAUGACAGAGGAGAAAGAAACAAUGGAAAAGUUAAAGCACGCAAAAGUAGACGCACAAUUUCCUGAUGAAGUGGAUACACCUCAAGAUAUGUUGGCAAAACAGAGGUUUCAGAAGUAUCGUGGACUAGAGUCAUUCAGAACAAGUUCGUGGGAUCCAAAAGAAAAUCUUCCUACUGAUUACGCUAGAAUAUUUCAAUUUGAAAAUUUUGAUCGAACGCGAAAGCGUAUAUUUAAAGAAUCUCAGGAAAUAGAAGGUGCUAUGCCUGGUUGGUAUAUCACAAUUCACGUUAUGAAUGUACGACAGGAUCUUUUUAUCACAUUUUCUGCAUUGGAGAAUCAUCCAUUAAUUGUAUUUGGUUUAUUGCCGAACGAACAUAAAAUGUCUCUCUUAAAUUUGGUAUUAAAACAUACCAACAUUAUCCCACAGCCAGUAAAAUCUAAAGAAAAACUGAUAUUUCAAUGUGGGUUUAGAAGAUUCACCGUCUGCCCAAUAUUCAGUCAACACACAAAUGGGAACAAACAUAAAUAUGAGCGAUAUUUUCGACCAAACAGUACUGUUGUAGCGAGCAUGUUUGCUCCAAUUACUUUUUCACCGUGUCCAGUAUUAUGUUACAUACAAAAAUUGAAUAAAUCGUUGGAAUUAAUUGCAACUGGCAGUGUAUUGUCUGCAAAUCCAGAUAGAAUAAUUGUAAAACGAGUUGUUCUUAGCGGCCAUCCGUACAAAGUAAAUAAACGAUCAGCGGUUGUAAGAUUUAUGUUCUUCCAUCGAGAAGAUAUAAACUGGUUUAAACCAAUUGAAUUACGAACGAAAUAUGGUCGUAGAGGACAUAUAAAGGAACCAUUAGGUACGCACGGACAUAUGAAAUGUAUAUUUAAUGAUCAACUAAAGUCACAGGAUACAAUUUUAAUGAACUUAUAUAAACGAGUGUUUCCAAAAUGGACGUACGAACCUUUAUUAUUAACAGAGUUACAACAUCAGAAUGAAGGCAUGAACAUAGAAUAAAGUAUCAAUCAGAAUGUACAUACAUACUGAAUAAAUUUUCGUUAUAUACUUAAAACGUCUGAUUUAUAUUUCCGCCUUUAACAAUAUACCAAUAAAGUCUAAUUUUAAUUUUAAUUUUAAUAACAUGAUUUCGAUAUAUCGCGAAACGUAUCACGUGAUUCACGAUUUACCCAAUUAGCUUCUUUUAAACAGUAUUUUAUAUACUCUUUCAAAGAUAACAUUGUUGUGUAUAAAAUUUAAUUGAACAACAUUUAAUAACAAUAGUGUUUAGACAAGAAUCUUUCUAAGAGCAAAUGGACUUGGACAUUUCUUAUAUUGGUAAUUAGUAUAAGUUAAUAUCAAUGAAAAUGUUGACAAACAAAUGUAGAUGCUUGACAUAGAAAAUAAUGAACCUAAAUCUUCUUCUUGAAACAAAUGUCUAUUUAAAACAGAGCCUUUACUUGAUGAUUGGUUAGAAGGACUUCAAUUAAUCAUUAAAGCACAAGAAAAUUUAAUCAACGCUACAGAUGAAUUUUAUAUGCCAUAUAUAGCUGUACCAAUUCCUAUUGUCAAUGCAAUAUAUAAAAUAACAGAAUAUCUUCAUUUAGAACCAGAUAUUAGAUAUAUUGCUAUUCACUUAUAUGAUAAAUUUAUGUGUAACCAUUUCUGGGAAAUGUAUAAAAACACUGAUGGUACACAAAGCUCUUGGUUGCAAAUUUGUAAAAGCAUAUCAAGUCGAUCAGUAUUAUAUCUCAUGUCCUGCUUGCAAUUGGCAAACAAAAUGAAUUCACAUUUAAACAAUUUGAAAAUAGCGCAAGUACUUGGUAUUUUACGACGCAUAGAUAAAAAAUCUGAAUAUACACACAAGAUAAUUGUUUCAUCAGAAUUUAAAGUAUUUAAAACUGUUGGAUUCAGAAUGCCACUUUGUACUCCGUUAAAUUGCAUAGAAAUUCUUCUGGCUGCAACAGGCCUGAAGGACACUCCAGGGAUGCAAGAACUUACCGUAGAUAUAUUGGAUUUAGUUUAUCUGCAGAGAAAGAAAUUAUACUCCCAUUUACAAUGUUUAAUCCAAGGAUAUAUUGCAAGAACUAUAGAAGAGAAGAGGAAUCUUAUGGCAUUAGAAUCAAAUGUAUUAUUUUUAGGAGCUUCUGUAAUUCUUUGUGGGACAUUUUUCUUAUACAUAAAGAGUGAAAUGAUAGACGUUAUUGCUAUAAAAUUAUCACAAUUGGUAGAUAUAAAAGUUAAUAAUAUUUGGGAUAUGGCUAACAUUCUUCUCACAAUGGCAAUUCAAGAAUAAUUACAUAAAUUAUAAUACAAUUCAAUAAUAAUUAUUUUAAAAAUUACAUAAAAUUUUUGCACAUUGUACGAAAUUACAUAUUACAUAUAAUAAAUUACAUAUAAUAAAUUGUUAAGAAAAUGUGAAUUGUUAAGAAAAUAAGGAAAAAUGAUUCUUUUUUUCUAAUAUUAAUCAUUUAAUUUAAUAAUUUGGAAAUUUAAAAUUAUUAAUUAUUAAAGUUGUAUGUUUUUAAUGACAGUUUCAGACUAAUUUUAUAUGCCCUCUAUAUGUAAAUUUACAAAAGAAUAUAAUUCUUAUACAUACCGCUAGGUGAAACAUUAAAUGAAUACCUUUUUAUAAGAUAUAAGGCAAUAUGUUUCUAUUUAUAUAUGUUAAAAAGUCUGUGUUUUUUUUUCUGUUAUACUACAUUCGUCACAAAUGUGCAAAAUAUUUUUGAAAUACUCCAGAAUUGAAAAAAACGACUCAAAAACUUACAAAUUAACAAAUUCUAGCUAGCAUAUUUUUAUCACAUAAAGAAAUAUUUAAAACAAAUAUUUAAUUGAUUUAUUAAAUAUUUUUUUGAUUUUUGUAACUUGGCACAGUCAUUGAUCAUAAUCACUAGAAUUGGAUAAGAUUUCCUAAUAAAAGUGCCAUAAAAUAAAACUUGUGAAAAUUCAUAUUUUUAUUGAUACAAUAGAAUAUAAAAACGUACAUUAACGUAGAUUACUUGCACGAAGUAAUAUUUAUUUUUUGUAAUGUUUCAUUAGAUCCAGAAUUUUAUUAUAUAGCCAAGUAUCUACGUGCUUUCCCCACACAAAAUCAAGAUGCGCGAAAUUGUCGGAUAUCAAAAACUUUUGAACAAUGGGCAAUGCUUUGUACAACUGAUGCAAGUCCUGAACGUCGACAAACAUAUCAUUGGUGCCAUAAUACAAAUACACUGGUAACUUGACAUUGCCAAGAUUAUAAUCAGGAGGAUUUUUUUUGCCAUACUUCUUUAUGUUACCGACAACGCCAUAGUCAAAUUUCCGGAACUU
Messenger RNA from Heterotrigona itama, 4746 nucleotides. The record is from the annotation of a GenBank genome assembly. NCBI's taxonomy places the organism in Eukaryota, Metazoa, Arthropoda, Insecta, Hymenoptera, Apidae.